Molecule: messenger RNA, 1402 nt
Organism: Danio rerio (zebrafish)
Lineage: Eukaryota; Metazoa; Chordata; Actinopteri; Cypriniformes; Danionidae
Gene: gghl
Product: gamma-glutamyl hydrolase like
Source: RefSeq, marked provisional
GUCAGUUUGUUGGGCUCGUGUCGACAGAUCUGCGUUCAUGUACAAUGGGCUUCAGCGUGCUCGUGUCCGCGUGCGCGUGUGUUUGUGUGUGUGUUUAUGUGUCUGCUGCACCGCUGGGAGACGAGGCUGAAAACGACAGACCUAUCAUCGGGAUUUUGACGCAAGAAGUGGACAGUGAGGUUAUGAGAAAGUUCGGGAACACAUACAUCCCUUCAUCAUAUGUGAAGUACAUCGAAUCCGCUGGAGCUAGAGUUGUGCCAAUUAGGCUAAACCAGAGUUUUGCAGAACAUGAAAAGCUCUUCAAGUCAAUAAAUGGUCUUUUUCUCAUCGGAGGUGCAGUGAAUCUGGAGACGUCUGACUUCGCUCGCACCGCUGGCUUUUACUUCAGACUUGCGCUUAAGGCGAAUGAUCAAGGCGACUACUUUCCCAUCUGGGGAACAUGUCUGGGGUUUCAGCUGCUCACUGUGCUGGUGGCUGGAGAAAACCUGCUGAGUAAAACCACUGCAGAGAACGUCACAUAUCCACUCAACUUCAGCUCAGAGGCUCUGUCCAGCCGGAUGUUUAGCAGCUUUCCAUCUGAGCUCCGCAGAGCCCUGUCUGAGGAACCGCUCACUGCAAACUUCCACCAUUACGGAGUGACUAAAGAAGCUUUCAUGAAUAAUGAGAAACUCACUGGCUUAUUCUCAGUCAUCUCCACAAACAUCGCACAAAAUGGCGCUGAGUUUGUUUCAACCAUAGAAGGCAGAAAAUAUCCUUUCUACGGUGUUCAGUGGCAUCCAGAAGUGAACCGCUUUCAGUGGAACCCGCAUUACAGCUUCCCUCACUCCAGCAAUGCUGUUCACGUGUCUUCAUUACUGGCUCAAUUCUUUGUAAAUGAGGGGAGGAGAAGCACUCAUCGGUUCAGUGACGCAGCAGAAGAAAGCGCCGUGCUCAUUUACAACUGCAAUCCUGUUUAUGUGGAGAAAAUCUCUGCAUAUGAACAGUCCUAUUUCUUUUAAAGACACAAGAGUUUUGCACAACACAUGUAGCCUGUAAUAAUGACAGACAGACCUCAUAUUUAAAGUGACGUACGGUUCACUCUAAAGAACUAAAAUUGAGGCAAUAAAAGGAAAAAGUAAAUGGAUGUUUUUUUUCCCAGCAUUAUUUAGAAUUAAGUUUGGAACAAGUGAGGAAUGAGGACAUUAUGACAGGACUUUUAUUUUUGGGUGAACUGUCCCUUUAAGAACAUAAUCCAGCUAUGUUUUCAGAAUGUUGUGGCAAGGUUAUGAACAGUUUUUUCUUUUAGUAAUCAUAAAAAACUGUAUUCUGUCAGUGUUAUCUAGUCUUACUAAUCAUUUGUAACAGUAAUCAGUCUCAAAAGUUGUUGUUAGUUUUGUUAUUAAAACUAUUAUGUUUACAAAAA